AGCCGCGCGAGUACAGCCCUCUGAUAGCCCAAUGCCUGCUCGCCAUCGUCCGCCAUAUUGUGUAAGAGGUGGCUUACAAGUUUGCGGGGGAUAUUAAGGAAAGAUAAAUCUUCGUUUUAUAGACUAUUUGGUUUACACUUUCCCGACGGGAGCCCUCGAGGGUGAGGGGGCGCUCGGCGAGAGGACAACGGCAGCUAAACUCCGUUUACAGAAGACGGCCCCUUGAAGCACCCGAAGGAAGCGCAGGAGGAAUUCUUUUAAUUUAAGAAGUUUGGUAUUAAUUGCAAUUGGAAGAACAUGGACCAGCACUACAAACGUCGCCUUCUUCGUCAGAUUAACAUCCAAAAUGAAAAUGACAACCCAGCUGUUGUAGAGCUGCAGAGAAUGUUGAGUCCUACAAAGUCUCCGUUGUCCUCACCCAGCAAACAUGGUGACAGAUUCAUCCCUUCUAGAGCUGGGGCCAACUGGAGCAUCAACUUUCACAGGAUAAAUGAGAAUGAAAAGUCUCCAAGUCAAAACCGAAAAACCAAAGAUGUUACCUCUGACAGCAGUAAAGCUGAUGGUCUAGCAUACUCUGCCUUGCUAAAGAAUGAAUUACUAGGAGCUGGAAUUGAGAAAGUUCAGGAUCCACAAACAGAAGACCGGCGGUUACAGUCGUCAACACCAGAACAAAGAAGUCUUUUCAGUUACACUCUGAGUGCGAAACGUUCAAGCCUAGAUGAUGGAAAUGACAUCUCUCCUUAUUCCUUGUCUCCUGUAAGCAGCAAAAGCCAGAAGUUAUUAAGAUCACCAAGGAAGCCAACCCGGAAAAUUUCCAAAAUUCCCUUUAAAGUUCUCGAUGCUCCUGAACUGCAAGAUGACUUCUACCUUAAUCUGGUUGACUGGUCAUCUCUCAAUGUUCUUAGUGUAGGCCUUGGCACUUGUGUAUAUCUAUGGAGUGCCUGUACCAGUCAGGUGACCCGUCUGUGUGAUCUGUCUGUUGAGGGAGAUUCAGUUACAUCUGUAGGCUGGUCAGAAAGGGGGAACUUGGUUGCUGUUGGAACUCAUAAGGGCUUUGUACAAAUUUGGGAUGCCGCUGCUGGCAAGAAACUUUCGGCUUUAGAGGGACAUACUGCUAGAGUUGGUGCAUUGGCGUGGAACGCAGACCAACUUUCUUCUGGUAGCCGUGACCGUAUGAUUUUGCAGAGGGAUAUCCGAACACCACCUAUGCAGUCAGAACGGCGGCUACAGGGCCAUCGCCAGGAGGUGUGUGGCCUAAAAUGGAGUACUGAUCACCAACUGCUGGCCUCAGGAGGCAAUGAUAAUAAGUUGCUGGUUUGGAACCACUCAAGUGUUGUCCCAGUGCAGCAGUAUACUGAGCACUUGGCAGCUGUGAAGGCUAUUGCCUGGUCACCCCAUCAGCAUGGUCUCCUUGCAUCUGGAGGAGGUACUGCUGACCGGUGUAUUCGCUUCUGGAACACGCUGACUGGCCAACCUCUGCAGUGUAUUGACACCGGCUCUCAAGUCUGCAACCUGGCGUGGUCCAAACAUGCCAAUGAACUGGUCAGCACACAUGGUUAUUCACAGAAUCAAAUUUUGGUGUGGAAAUAUCCUUCAUUAACACAAGUUGCCAAACUGACUGGACAUUCCUAUAGAGUUUUGUACUUGGUAAGUAACCAGAAAGAGAGAAACUGGGAGAGGCAUUGGUUCAUGUUGGACACUGGUUGUGCUCUUUUCUGUAAAGAAGAGCUACAGUUUAGUUAGUGAUUGUCUAUGGAA
Molecule: messenger RNA, 1758 nt
Organism: Polypterus senegalus (gray bichir)
Lineage: Eukaryota; Metazoa; Chordata; Cladistia; Polypteriformes; Polypteridae
Gene: fzr1a
Product: fizzy/cell division cycle 20 related 1a
Exons: 12
Coding region: 298-1743 (481 amino acids)
Biological process (GO): positive regulation of ubiquitin protein ligase activity; anaphase-promoting complex-dependent catabolic process; positive regulation of anaphase-promoting complex-dependent catabolic process
Cellular component (GO): anaphase-promoting complex
Molecular function (GO): ubiquitin ligase activator activity; protein binding; anaphase-promoting complex binding
Source: RefSeq, a predicted model, not a curated record